GCUUUGUCGAUAUGUCAGCCUGUCUGUCAGCACGCUUAAUUUUAGGCGAUUAGGUUUUUUAAUUCUGGAAAAACUUUAAAGUUGUAUACCUUUUAAAUUCAUCAUCCAUACUAUCAACACAACAGAUUCGUUUUUUAGCUGUGCACACUGUGGACAGUGUGCGCGAAUUAUUCAAUAUACUGCCCAGUCAGGUAAUUGUGGCGGCCAGCGGAGCCAACUGGAAUCCAGAGCAGGCGCUGACGUUGAACGGCGUUGGGCUCCCGAUCGAUUGGGAUACUGCAUCUGUGACAAAUGGCGCUGAAUUUUUAUCAACAAACAACCACAUAAUAAUUUCAAACUACAAUUCCACCACGACGAGGCAACAGCAACAGCAGCCGCAGCCACAGCAGCAGCAGCAGCAGCUAUCAAACGAUAUCAAAACUGAAUUGGAGCAAGAGAAUUUUUCAGCAACAACUAUAGACGCUUUGGAACCGAAGCCGGAAUCGGAUCCGCGCUUGGCAAUCGUACAGCGUACAUUGGACUUCAUUGCAGAUACGUGCAAAAAUCGACAGGUGGACAGUCUGUGGGGCGUUCUGCUGCUGCAGCGUAAACUGAACGAUGUGCGCGAGUAUCUGUUGAGGAUUUCAAUAACAACAGAACCCUCGACUGCAAACGACACGACUGCUUUGCUGGAUGAGAUCGAUUCGAAAAUAAAAGCCUUAUCGUCUAAAAUCGAAAAAGCAACAAGCACACAAAAUCCAAAUCUCGAUCCGAUGGGCUUUGAUAUAUUCAACUGGAUACGUCACUGGUUGCCGAACGGCGGCCGCAAUAGCAAAAACAACAAGGAACCACCCAAUACCGAAAACGAAGACGGCGAACGCACCCGCAAACGAACCUAUCAAGCCUUGACCAACGAGGCAGGAGCUCAUCAUUCGAUCAAAUACCGUCGAGUGGAUAACACAUUUCCCAAAUUUAUGCCGAAUGACGCUGACAAUUAUUGCCACAUGGCAACCGCAAACCAGCGCAAAGAGCAAGAGAACAGCAGCAAUCACAAUGCCUACCAGCCGCAGAAGCGUCUCUCGAUAUUCUGCACACCGCCGACGCGGCAAGUGCAUGUACGGAAUACACAGCCCACUUCUCCGGUGGAUCUGUCCGACUCCGAGGAUCAGCAGCAUAACGAGAGCAACUUGUACCAAACAUUUGCAGAUCGCCUUGGGUCAAGCGGCCAGCCAACGACGCGCCCUGAUGAAUUUGGACGUUCUUCAUCGAGAAGGCACAACUUACUGUACUCCGAUGCCUUGCGUUAUGGCACAAAUGGUUUUCUAACGAACGUCAACUAUCAACGUCCCGCUAGUAGCCUCUCGUCAUCUGAGGCGCGCUUGAAUGGGCACAGCGGCAAUCUGUAUGAAUCGGGCGCCGGCAGAGACAAUAUAAUGGUGUUGGAGGAACAGCGCAAUGAGCACAAUCAGUAUAUCAAUCUCAUCAAUAAUUUAACACUUCAUGAGCGCGAGUAUGCACGCCGUUCCGUUAAUACGCGUGAGAAGGAGAAGCCACCACCGCCGCCGCCGUUGCAGCCGAUAAGCCUUAAUAACAGCGACUGGAUGCGUGCUUAUAUUAAGAACAAGGCCGAAUCCGGCGCGGCAGGACUCUCCGAAUACGCCAAGCUGUUGAAUUACAAUUCAAAGCAGCAGCAGCAACAACAACAGCCGUCUAUCACGUUGGGCAGGAAACCGCCGCCAGCUCUCGUACAAUGCUACGGUCCGAGCAGUAGCUCCACCAUCAGCGCGAAGCUGGAGAAGCCGCUGGUCGAUAAAAGCAUAGAUGUAGAUCAUGGCAAGGAAACGCAUAAAUCUACGCUGAUGCUGCCGCCCCAAACAGAGCUGUCGAUGUCACGCACUAAAGCGCUGCAACUGCGCAACAGCAAAUCCAUCUAUUUUGCUGAUAACUAUACUCACAUCUUCAAUGAGAAAUGUGCGCGAACGCAACAGGAGGUGAACCAUGCUAAGAAUCUUGUUUUGCAGGAAGCUGAAAAGACAACAGAGGAACGUCGAGCUUUUGAGCAAGGGCUGCGUGAGAGCUUAUCCAAGCGACGCUUUAUUAGUCAGACAUUAUUUGUGUUGGACAAAUAUCCACUGGAGAAAGAUAGCGAACCAGAAUUUAUUCCAUGGACUGAUGCCCAUCAGCAGCGCUAUAAUGAACUGGUAUACGGCAAAGCCGACCAGGUGCUUAUUUCGAAGUUCAGCCUUAGCAUUACUAGAAACGAUAUUCGCACCUUGGCUGGCAGUUCUUGGCUGAACGAUGAAGUUAUUAACUUCUAUAUGAAUCUAUUAACUGAUCGCUCUCAGCGCAAGGAGGGCAAACUGCCCAGCGUGUAUGCGAUGAAUACGUUUUUCGUUCCACGCCUAUUGCAGGGCGGCUACAGCAAUGUGAAGCGCUGGACUCGCAAGGUCGAUAUAUUCAGCAAGGAUAUAAUUCCGGUGCCAGUGCAUGUCAGCAACGUGCAUUGGUGCAUGGCCAUUAUUCACAUGAAGAACAAAACUAUUCGCUAUUAUGAUUCAAUGGGAAAGCCCAAUUCGGAGGUGUUGAACGCACUUGAGAACUACUUGCUCGAGGAGUCGCUGGACAAACGCAAGAAGCCCUUCGACACCAGCGACUUUACAAUUGAAAAUGUCCAAAAUGUGCCCCAUCAGACCAAUGGCAGUGAUUGCGGUGUAUUCAGUUGCAUGUUUGCCGAGUACAUCACACGCAAUAAGCCGCUCACUUUCUCGCAGGAGCACAUGGAGUACUUCCGCAAGAAAAUGGCCCUUGAGAUUUGUGGCGGCGAACUCUGGAUGUAAACAGAGGAAGAGAGAUGCCCAGCAAGUAAUACCCAACAUUAUCAUUAAUUAAGUUAGUUUCCAUCAAGUUUUUUAUUUAAAAUAAUUUAUUUAUUAUUGAUAAUUAUGUGUGUACGAUAAGUGGCCGGGAGCAUUCUUAACAAGGAUCUUAGAAUCUAAUGUUUCCUUUUAGUUUUUUUGUUUUUAUCUUUCUAUCGAGCGUACUAUAAUCCGUCUAUCCCUUUUCAAACAAAAUACAGUUACAGUUAUUUCAGUUUUGCAUCUUAGAGACAGAGGUCAAACGCCUAAGCUGCUAAACAAUGCACACCUAACAGCAGUAACAGAAACACUAAACUAGAUAUAAACGAAAUACUCCUAUGAUUGUAGCACACGAUAAUUAAAUCAAUUCGUGUAAUAAAAAGAGGAAACUAAACCACGAUUAUGCCAAUGUCUAUUUUUGGGUGUGAUUCUAGCGCGCUAUUAAUUUGUAAUUAAUUUCAGCUAUAGAAAUUAAGGUCAACUAUUUAGAAACACAAAUUUUAAAGAGCUAUAUAUCUAAAUGCAAUGUUAAUCAGAUCCUGUAGAUAGCAGCGCUAUAGAUAUCUACGUAGCUGUCUCUAUAUCUCUGCCGAAUCUAAAUAUGGCAAAGUUACUCUUUAAGUAAUUUGAAGAGCGACACAAAUAGUGAGGGGUGUCAUUGAUCUUAUCAUCAAUAGUGUUAGACUCCAGGCGAUUCUUUGUAUUUUGAAUGAAACAGAAAGAGAGGGAGAGAGACAGCGAGAGAGAAUUGCAAACUAUUCCUUUUUACUUACGCUAAGAUACUUACCCAUAGAAUCUUACAAUUCUUUUAAAAGUAAAAAAAAUCCUGAAAAAUAUCAAUAGCUUAAAGCGAGUUUAAAAUCUAUUGCUUAAUAUAAAAAGAUCCAGACUAUUUCUAAACGAUGAUACAAAAACUGAAAU
This is a messenger RNA of Drosophila hydei, 3755 nucleotides long. RefSeq names its product ubiquitin-like-specific protease 1 (gene Ulp1). Gene Ontology annotation, molecular function: deSUMOylase activity. The record is from RefSeq and is a predicted model, not a curated record. The transcript has 7 exons. Bases 753 to 2816 code for a protein of 687 amino acids. Gene Ontology annotation, biological process: protein desumoylation. Gene Ontology annotation, cellular component: nucleus. Lineage: Eukaryota; Metazoa; Arthropoda; Insecta; Diptera; Drosophilidae.